ACCCAUCGCUGCUUUGUCCUCCUAAAACAACCAGAACACCCCCCCCCCCUCUCUCUCUCUCUCUCUCCCCCCAAAAUGGAUUUUCUCAUUCGAAGCAUGUUCUUCCUGCUUAUCCUCUCCUCGCUUCUCUGCUCUCAAGCUAGGGCUGAAGGUACUGGUUCCGUUUUCUUCAUCGAUAGCUCCGCUCGUCAAUUUCUUCGCACUCGAUCAUCUAACGAUGUCGUUGAGCCUGAUUCAAUGUUGCCCUCAGAAGUUGGAGCUGCUGUAUCAGUCUUGCUUGGUUUUUUACCACCUUCAACGCUUUCAUCCGCUGGUUCAUCUAAGUUAAAUGAUGUCCUCAUGCCUAAUCCAUUUGAUAGGCCUCGUGCUGUUUUUAUGCUGGAUGUCCAAGGGACAGAUCCUAAGCUUGUGGUGAACUCAGGUAAUGCGCUGUUCAGCAGUUCCUCUAUGAGAGAGGUUAGUUUUGGUCUGGAGAAAGCUACUGACAUUCAACUUCCAGAUGAAAAUAAAGUCUCUGUGUUUUAUCUGGACGAACUCUUCCUUGAUUAUACUGACAAAGAAAUUGGUGAAUUCGCGUCUUGGAUGGGUGGAUCUUAUGUUGCUGAUUCACUGAAGCCAUUAAAUGGAGAGUUAACCAUCCCCUUGGCAGAUGCUACCACUGUGAAUCUUCAUAUGUCAAAGAAAGCAGACAGAGAAUUCACUGUUAGUCUUCUGUCCCUCAUUAGCAAUUUCAAAAAGGCACUAGAGUUGCAUGAAGAUUUGGUGGAUAGCGCUCACAGUCCAGCUGAGUUGAUAAUGGGCUGUUUUGAUGGCAUUAAGGUGGCUUUGCAAGAGCAUUAUGGAUCUGAAGGUUUUGCUAGGCAUGGAGUGGGUCUAUUACUUGCUACACUGUCCAAGAUGUUUGAUUCAUUCCAAGAAGCAUACCAAGGUCAAAUUGUUGGAGUUGUCUUCUUUAGUGGGUCAUCUACCACUGAGUCGGGCAAGAUGUUGAAUGUGGUGUAUACUUCUCAGACAUCUGCACGCUGGUUGGUCGAUACAGAAGGAUCCCUCAAUGUGACUGGUCCAGAAGUGUUGUUGGUUAGACGGACUCUUGCCUGGAUCACUGGAAUUAUUCUUCUCAUUUCAACUCUCUUGGGGGUACACUUCCUUCUCAAUAUGCCCAUCACAAGGGACACCCUCCUGUAUUCUAACGUCAAGCUUGACUAAGCUCGGAAAGGAGAUGAUUGAUUAGGCCGUCUUCCCUGAACCUAUUUUACAUGGGUGUUUUGUAGAUGCAUCGUUACCUAUGUCCAUGUUUAAGUUUAUGGAUACCAUUCCUUAGUUAUUAUGCAGUAUUGAACAGGUUGCUCUAGCUAAUAAGAUCUCUUGGUUUAUCCAUGGCGGCUAGAUCAAUGAAAUAGGGGUUUGUAGCCAAAAAAAAAAAUGGUACAGGGCAGCAUGGGGUGGGAGGAGGACAGAUGAGAAUUCUAUGAUGAUGUGCAUUUAGGUAGAUGGAGAUGGUGAGUCGAUGUGUACUUGGUGGGUUAUCUUCUGGAUCAUCUUUCUUGUUUCUGAGAUUCAGAAUAACGAAAAUGCAAGUUUGAUUCUUUUCUUAUUUCUCCUUAA
Molecule: messenger RNA, 1605 nt
Organism: Carya illinoinensis
Lineage: Eukaryota; Viridiplantae; Streptophyta; Magnoliopsida; Fagales; Juglandaceae
Exons: 11
Coding region: 76-1206 (376 amino acids)
Cellular component (GO): endomembrane system
Source: RefSeq, a predicted model, not a curated record